GAGGGAGGGGAGGCCAGACCCGCGCAUGGAGCGACCCCAUAGUGCGGUAGAGCAGCUGUCUGGUGGGGCUGUGGAGAAGGACAGYGGCAGAUCCAGGAUGAGUGUAGAGGAGCAGCUGGAGAGGAUCAGGAGACACCAACAGGGGGCGCUAAGAGAGAAGAAGAAGGGGCUUCACAUCCUGGCAGGAAGUAGCUGCAACAGCCCGCAGGACUACACCACACACAGCCACAGUACCACAUCAACACCGUCACGUAGCCCUUCGUUCACCAAGGAGAACCCCUUCCGCAGCAUGCAGCAGAACCGUCGUCAGCGCGGCGAGGGGAUGAGCAGUGACAUCCUGGAGUUGGAGGCGUCACUCAGAGAACAGGAAGUGUUCAGAGAGCAGGAGACACCUGCCGAGGAAAUAGCACGACUCAAAGAGGCCUCGCACACUGACCACUACAACAUGGACAGAGAGCUGUCAGUCCCUGAGAAGGUGUUGAUUCAGAGCGUUAUGUGGAGUCAGAUCCAGAGGAGGCUCUCAGUCCAGUGCAGAGGCUGACAAACAAAAGAAAGUGGACCGCAUCAAAGCCCUCAUCGCCAAAAACAGUAUGCAGAAUGUUCUCUCUCCUCCUGGUCCAGAGAAGGAGGCUGAGGAGGAGGCCACAGCUCAGGAUCAGGAGAAAAUGAUCAACAUAUCCUAUGAACUGGCUGCUGAGGCCUCCAAACGCAGCAAGCUGGUGGCAGUGUCAUCCUCCUCACCUCCUCCUGAGCCCCAACCCUCCUCAUCUCCACCUCCUAACACACAGCCACCCCCCCAGCUCACUGAUGGCUCCCACUUCAUCUGUGUCUAGUAGUAGCAGCACCCUGGCCUCAAUGAAGACCUACACGUGAGAAGACCUCUACCCUAGGACAUGACACAACCAGCACAAAACCCAACAAACUGGACUGACUGACAGACUGAUGGGCCCGUUAGACCACGCUGUUCAAUCUAUACCUUACUACAGUAUGACAUCACAUCCUCCUGUGCCAUGACGUCAAUUCAUGUUCCCUUUAACAUCACCACCACUUUCCCCUCUUCUCCCCCCUCACCUACUAUCCAUGGUAUCACUCUUCUCCCCCCUCACCUACUAUCCAUGGUAUCAC
Messenger RNA from Salvelinus sp. IW2-2015, 1125 nucleotides. Its product is annotated as pleckstrin homology domain-containing family A member 5. Gene Ontology annotation, molecular function: phosphatidylinositol-5-phosphate binding; phosphatidylinositol-3,5-bisphosphate binding; phosphatidylinositol-4-phosphate binding. Gene Ontology annotation, cellular component: cytosol. Lineage: Eukaryota; Metazoa; Chordata; Actinopteri; Salmoniformes; Salmonidae. The record is from RefSeq and is a predicted model, not a curated record.